Rasamsonia emersonii CBS 393.64 is the source of this 783-nucleotide messenger RNA. RefSeq lists its product as uncharacterized. The coding region runs from base 1 to 783 and encodes 260 amino acids. The record is from RefSeq and is a predicted model, not a curated record. Lineage: Eukaryota; Fungi; Ascomycota; Eurotiomycetes; Eurotiales; Trichocomaceae. The transcript has a single exon.
AUGCCUCUUUACAUCACUACUGAUGAUACGGACACUGGAUUCGAUCAUGGGUUCGCUGGUGCUGCGGGUGACCACAUGCCAGGUCUCGAGACAUCAGGGACAAAUAUGUGGCAUACUGUCCAUGCUGCUCGUGAUUACUUGAUCUCGGAAUUGUCGCUCGAUAUUAGGUCUGUUGUUUACUUGGGUUUUGGGCCGUUCUUCGUUAUCACUCUAGAUUCGUCUGCAGAGAGGAAUCAUCUCCCCAUGAGACUUGGCAAGGCCUGGUGCGAGUACAGAUUACACACUGAGUCAGAGCCAAACCAAGGAGAAUGUGCUCACCAGCUUGUCGACCUGAAACCUGGAGAUGUCGAUGAUUCCGAAUACACUCCCCACCUUCGUCCAGGAAUCAUGCUAUGCUGUGGUGGAGCACCUGAUGAUAGACGGACAACAUCUGGUGUUGCAAUACGCAAAAAGGAGGAUCAUUCGCAAAGGUUUGUCACUGUCGCAUCUCAUGGCUUCCCUAUCGGCCAAGAAACGGUCUACCACCCAGUGGCAGAUAGGGCAAUCGGAGAGGUUUCAUACCGUCUGGGAGACACUGAUGUGGCGAUGGCGUCAAUCAAACCCGGCCUCACUUAUGUGAACGAGACUUUUGAGAGCCCUGACAGAGACGCCCAGCGAAUUACAAUGUUAAGCGGCAGUGUGACGGCGACCGAAUUUUCAUCAACUCCCCAUUUAGUGGAACAAUGUGCGGUGUAUUCCUUGGUGUUGAGACUUCGCGUUUUGAAGGCUCAAGCGAUCCUCUAA